AUGCGGUAUCUCGGCGUCGAGCUCGACACACGGUUGUCGUUCACGAAGCACGUGCAUCAAGCCUCCCUGAAGGCUUGCCAAUCGGCGCUCGCCAUAGGCAGACUAAUGCCCAACAUCGGCGGGCCGUCUCACAGCAAGAGAGCGUUACUCGGGUCAGUGACAAACAGCAAGAUGCUAUACGCCUCCCCUGCCUGGGCCGUCCGAGGGACGAAAACCGCCAAAAACCGCCUGGCAAUGGCUAGGGCGCAGAGGACAGUCGCACUCCGCACUAUACGCGCGUAUUGCACCGUCUCCGCAGAAGCCUCGUCCAUCCUCGCCUCGAUGCUACCAGCCGAUCUGCUAGCCACCGAAAGGACUAGGAUCAGAUCACGAAUGGACGAUCAGACGGACGAAAACGCCUACCAACACCCUUAA
Rhopalosiphum padi (bird cherry-oat aphid) is the source of this 414-nucleotide messenger RNA. RefSeq lists its product as uncharacterized. Bases 1 to 414 code for a protein of 137 amino acids. NCBI's taxonomy places the organism in Eukaryota, Metazoa, Arthropoda, Insecta, Hemiptera, Aphididae. The record is from RefSeq and is a predicted model, not a curated record. The transcript has a single exon.